CGGGUCCCGCCCUACCCUUGGGCCCGCCCUCAGCAGCCCGCGCUUCUGGAGCGCGCCCGGCCAAGGGCUGCGGUUCCGGCCGCCAUGUGUGGACCUUCAGGCGUGUUUGGAAGCGCGUUGACAUCUGUGAAGGGCUUUGUGUUGCAAACUGUAUCGAAGCGCUGAGCAGUCCCGGAAGCGCUUUGGCGUCUCCGAGGUAGCGCGGUGCAAAGAGAAGCGCUUGGUGAUCUCGGAAGUAACGCUGUGGAUGGGGAAGCCCAGCCCGAAGCCGUCAGUGGAUCUCUGACCGUCGCGAUUUCUCCGAAGCGCUUUGCAUCUCCGAAACGCUGAGAACUGUGAUGGGCAGUGGAAAGAAGAGGGAAAGGUGCCCAUGGCGUCGGAGCGGCGCAAGGUCAAGUACCACUGGAGCGGCGCUUUGGAAGGGUGUCCCAGCAAGCGCAGCUGCCCCCGGGAGCCCGGUGAUGUGGCCCCCUCCAAACGUCCAGCUCGUGGCUCUGCGUCGCGUCCUCCAGGGGCCAGCAGCCCCAAGCGCCUGAAUGCCCCGCAGGAGGACGAUGAGGCUUGCACGCCGAGGUUGUCCUGGAGCUCCUCCCGCCGCAGAAAUUCGUCGUCGUCGUCCUCCUCCCACUCCUCGGGCCCAGGUGUGGGCGGGGCGGCCUCCCAAGGCUGCCUGAUCCGGAGCACCCGGGGGUUUCUUUCGUCCAAGGGAUCCAACCCCUCCCUAGAAGAAAUGGCUUCUUUAGAGGAGGAAGCCUGCAGCCUUAAGGUUGAUUCCAAAGAUAGUUCUCGUAACUCCACAAGCUCUGAAUUUGCAGCUGAAGCUGAGGGUCAGAAUGAUGCUAUGGAGGAACCAAACAAGGUUCAGAAAAGGAAGCGGGAUAGGCUUCGAGACCAAGGUUCCACAGUGAUCUACCUGAAGGCAAUCCAGGGCAUUCUGGGGAAGUCGAUGCCCAACAGGAAGGGGGAGGCUGCCAACGCUAGGGUGAAGCCAAGCCCAGGAGAGCGUCCCAGCAGAGAAGGACCAGUCAAGAGUGUGGAAGAACCAGCCAGGAGUAUUGAAGGACCAGUUAGGAGUGUCACUGUCACUGCUCCUCAGGAGGAGAAGGAGUCAUCUCCAGAGGUCAGGGUGGAGGAGGAAAAGCCCGAAUUAGACAGGAGCAACUUCUGCGACAGAAGAGUGGUCAUAGAACCUCAGGAGAAACUCAGUGAGGAGCCACUUGGUGACCGACGGACAGUUAUUGACAAUCCCUCUCCACUCCUAGAAUUUCUCGAUGACUCUGACUCUCAUUUAGAUGUCCAAAAGCAUAAAGACAGGGAGGUGGUGAUUGAGCACCCCUCUUCAGGAAGCGAUUGGUCCGAUGUCGAUGAGCUGUCCACUGUGAGAUUCUCUCAGGAGGAGCCUGUCUCGCUCAAAUACUCGGCAGUUCCAGAGCCUUCUUCCUUCCCCACUGACUAUGUUAUGUAUCCUCCUCAUCUGUACAGUAGUCCCUGGUGUGACUAUGCCAGCUGCUGGACCAGUAGCCCCAAGACUCCUGGCUAUCCCUCUGUGGGCAGCAGCAACCAUGAUACAGCACAGGCUGGGAAGAGCAGCCAGAGCCACCCGAGUGGUUUUUCUCCCAAGUCCACAUUGAGCUCCCAGAGCACCUCCAGAGAUCUGGAGGCUGCCCAGGAAGGCAGAUCACAGAAUUCUCGUUCAUUUCAUUUCUCCAGAAGCUCAGAGGAAGGGGAGGUGAAAGAGAAAAGGACAUUCCGAGAGGAGACACCACCUCGCCCCUGUGGAGUAAAUGUAUCUAGCUCCCUGCCAAGGAGCCACCGGGAACUGAGCCUAGAGGAGGGCUUCAUUGAUACCCACUGUCACUUGGACAUGCUCUAUUCCAAGUUGUCUUUCAAAGGGACCUUUACAAAGUUCAGAAAAAUUUACAGCAGCUCUUUCCCUAAGGAGUUUCAGGGCUGCAUCUCAGAUUUCUGUGAUCCUCGGACACUGACAGAUGGCCUGUGGGAGGAGCUCCUGAAAGAAGAUCUGGUUUGGGGGGCCUUUGGCUGUCACCCUCAUUUUGCACGUUACUAUAGUGAGAGUCAAGAAAGAAACCUUUUGCAAGCCUUAAGGCAUCCCAAGGCUGUGGCAUUUGGGGAAAUGGGUCUGGAUUACUCUUACAAGUGCACCACACCUGUCCCAGAGCAGCACAAGGUAUUUGAGAGACAGCUGCAGCUGGCUGUGUCUUUAAAGAAGCCCUUGGUCAUCCAUUGCCGAGAAGCUGAUGAAGAUCUACUGGACAUCAUGAAAAAAUUUGUGCCCUCUGACUACAAGAUCCAUAGGCACUGCUUCACCGGCAGCUACCCGGUCAUUGAGCCCCUGUUGAAGUACUUUCCCAACAUGUCGGUGGGCUUCACGGCAGUGCUCACGUACUCCUCCGCCUGGGAGGCCCGCGAUGCACUGAAACAGAUCCCAUUGGAGAGGAUCAUUGUGGAAACAGAUGCUCCCUACUUCCUCCCUCGCCAGGUUCCCAAAAGCCUUUGCCAGUAUGCCCACCCGGGCCUAGCCUUGCACACAGUUCGAGAGAUCGCCAGGGUGAAGGAGGAGCCACUCUCCCACACACUGGCCAUCCUUCGAGAGAACACCAGUCGCCUCUACAGUCUCUGAGCAGGAGUCUGCUGGAAAAGGGCGACCGGCGGCCUGACAGAUCACAGGCUGAGUUCCAAAUGCCCACGUCCAAGGUCAAGGAUGUGUUGCAGAGCCUGUCAGGACAGAGCAACCAGGACAGGAUGUUGUCCUUGGAACGUUGUCACAGAC
This is a messenger RNA of Castor canadensis (American beaver), 2791 nucleotides long. It is a transcript of the gene Tatdn2, whose product is annotated as TatD DNase domain containing 2. The record is from RefSeq and is a predicted model, not a curated record. NCBI's taxonomy places the organism in Eukaryota, Metazoa, Chordata, Mammalia, Rodentia, Castoridae. Gene Ontology annotation, molecular function: hydrolase activity, acting on ester bonds.